Molecule: messenger RNA, 1927 nt
Organism: Gasterosteus aculeatus aculeatus (three-spined stickleback)
Lineage: Eukaryota; Metazoa; Chordata; Actinopteri; Perciformes; Gasterosteidae
Gene: lhx6b
Product: LIM homeobox 6b
Biological process (GO): regulation of transcription by RNA polymerase II; forebrain neuron development; neuron differentiation
Cellular component (GO): nucleus
Molecular function (GO): DNA-binding transcription factor activity, RNA polymerase II-specific; RNA polymerase II transcription regulatory region sequence-specific DNA binding
Source: RefSeq, a predicted model, not a curated record
CACAUCCUGUCUGACUGAACUGGGGUGUAAACUAUGAGCGGAGGCGCAGAGAGGGAACCACAGCGCGGCCCGACGCACGCACGCCGGAGCCGCUGGCUCGUUCAUCCCCACGGAGUGGAUGAAGUCGGAUUAUCUUUUCAGAGACCGAGAGAAGAGUUGCUGUUGUUGUUUUUUAAAAGAGCGAUGUCUCACGCAACCGUUAGGAUGUUUUCUCCGUGAUGUUCUGGGGAAACUAUUAUCGGACGAUGCUUUCGCUGUUUUGGGGAGGUUUUCCAUGGCUUAAAUGCAGGAGAAACUGUUAUUCCUUGUUUUGGACCGGAUGUAGUGUGGGUUGGGGCAGAGAUGCGUAAUGCACAAACCAAGCUCCAUCUUCUCUCCAAAUAGGCAGCGUUCAAGACUCGAAGAUGUCUACAUCGGAGGUGAAGAAGGAGUCCGCAGAGUCCAGUCCGUCGGAGGCCGCCUGCCUCUGCUCUCCGGCGGCCAAGAACCGGUGCGCCAGCUGCGGCAUGGAGAUCCAUGACCGAUACCUGCUGAAGGUCAACAACCUGAACUGGCAUUCAGGAUGUUUGGAGUGUUCCGUCUGCAGAGCGUCUCUGCGGCAACACAACAGCUGCUACGUGAAAAACAAAGAAAUCUACUGCAAACUGGAUUAUUUCAGGUUCGGCACUAAGUGCGCGCAGUGCGGCCGGCAGGUGUAUGCCAGCGACUGGGUGCGGCGCGCCCGGGGCAGCGUGUACCACCUGGCCUGUUUCGCCUGUUUCUCCUGCAAGAGGCAGCUGUCCACCGGGGAGGAGUUCGGCCUGGUGGAGGGAAGGGUGCUCUGCCGCAGCCACUACGACGUCAUGCUGGACAACCUGCGCCGAGCUGCAGAAAACGGGACAGGACUCACUCUGGAGGGAGCGCUGCCCUCUGACCAGGACUGCCAACCGAAGCCAGCCAAGAGGGCGAGGACCUCGUUCACUGCUGAGCAGCUGCAGGUGAUGCAGUCUCAGUUCGCUCAGGACAACAACCCCGAUGCUCAAACUCUACAGAAACUGGCAGAAAUGACGGGACUGAGCAGACGAGUCAUACAGGUUUGGUUUCAGAACUGCCGGGCGCGACACAAAAAGCAGCCGCCCCUGAGCGGGUAUCCUCCGGGGGCCCCGAUGUCCAGGAUGCCUCCGUCGCUGCCGGACGACGUGCACUACUCGCCCUUCGGCAGCCCGGACCGACCGCACCUGCUGGCCCUGCACGGAUACCUGGACGCUCACCCCUUCUCCGUCCUCGCCGCCCCGGGCCACUUGAACCAUCCGUCCAUCUCUUUACCGCAGCUUCCCAUCAGCCGCUGACCUCCUGUUUACACCUUUUUUUUUUUGUCUGAUGUUGUGAAAAAAACGAGUUCCUUUCGGGACGUCCUGUCAGUAAUCUGCUCUUUUUGGGGAAACUCGUCCGUCGGGGCAGCAAGGACCUCGGCCAUCUGUUUUCAACGGGUUGGAUUCUUCUUUGACUGCACAGAUCUUUCCCACUUUCAUUCCAACGUGGGAAUUUUUUUUAAAUUUUGUUUAUUUUUUUAUUUUUGCAAAUAAGAAGACCACUUACAUUUUAUUUUUCCUCUUUUUUGUUGGGAGACAAAACGUUGCAUCAGGUCAGGAUUGUUUUCCCACUCAAGGUAUUUUAAUGCUUUUGCUGCAACAUGGAACCAGAGUGUUGUAGCAGUGUUACAGUAAAACCUCAGCAAUUGUUUUUUGUAUCGGUGAUGAGCACGUUUGCAGCUUUAGUGUUAUUUGUUGUUGUAUUGUUGUCAGGAAACUCCUAUUUAUUCAGAACAAAACUUAACCUUUGAAAAAAAAAGCACUUUUAAAUGUGUCUUGAAAUGAAAUAAUUCAGUGAUUGUACAUUGUAAAUACUGCUACAGUUUAAUAAAAAUGUAUCAGAGCCGUUAUGAAAA